AUGAGUGAAUGCAAAUGUAGUUUAGAAUUUGAAUAUAGCAAAAUAUACCCAAUUGCAAUGAUUCAAGUACCAGAAGUUCUUGAACAGGAUUUGCUGGUUAUAAGCUCAUCUGCAGAAUAUUUAGAACAAGAGUUACCUGGGUAUACGCCGGAGCAAAUAUGGAUUGGAUUUGAGCGUUGUGGAUAUGAUCCACAACCUGUACCACAAUAUAUCAAAAGCGGAGGUAAUUUGGAAGUUUUACCAUUCCAUUUGAAAACAAAAGAUUGGAAUGAGAUUUCGCCAUGCAGACAGAGUGCCAUAAGGGUAAUGUACUACAACCCAAAUGCAUUCUUUUAUCGAAAUAGACCUCCUGGAGAGGAACCUAUGUUCGGUCCCUGGUCAGAAGAAGAAGAAAUCGCAUUCCACGAUCGUUUACAACUCUUCAAAGCAUUUGGAAUCGCAGAGAAACAUUGGGGUAUAUUUGCUGCCACACAAAAAAGAUUUGGUUAUACUUGUGCUUCGCAUUAUAAAAAAGAUUAUGAUCCGUUACGAUUUAAAGAUCGUCCAAAGCCGGAAAUUCCGAAUAUUCCAAAAGACCAAAUACUAGAAUAUCUCAGAAAAGAAGCUUUCGAUAUCGUAGUCGCUUGUAUCAAAAAUGCCGGGCAGUCAAAAGCGCAAAUAAUUUCCAGAUCUACAAAUCAGACAAUUCCUUCAAAACCAAAAAUUCGAAAUAGAACAGAGAAACUAGAAAUUACUUCAAAUAUUUUACUGGAAGAUGAUGAUCCAAUUAUCUCCAGGCGACAAUAUCAAGAAAAACAACUGAACAAGACGCAGGAGGUUAUUAGUGAACCAUCUGCCGAUAUGAAUCUCGGAAUAUUGUCUUCGUGCUCUUCAGAUACUCCGAAAAACGAAAAAGAGCAAAAGUCCAUAAACUUGGCUUUAGGAGCAAAGGAUAUGGUUACAGGAUUACCUAUGAGAACUCCAAUGGUUAACCGCGACGGUUUUGUCCUCGAUAAAAAUACAUGGCUUCAAAUAGUCACUGGGCGUAUAAAAUGCCCAUUUGACAUUACUACUCUUUCGAUAGACGAUUUAACUGAAGUUACCAAUGAGAAUUUUGAUAGACUUAGUCCAUAUAUUAUGAAUAUUGUUUUCUAA
Trichomonas vaginalis G3 is the source of this 1134-nucleotide messenger RNA. RefSeq lists its product as uncharacterized. The transcript has a single exon. The record is from RefSeq and is a predicted model, not a curated record. NCBI's taxonomy places the organism in Eukaryota, Parabasalia, Trichomonadida, Trichomonadidae. The coding region runs from base 1 to 1134 and encodes 377 amino acids.